Nymphaea colorata (pocket water lily) is the source of this 3650-nucleotide messenger RNA. RefSeq names its product transcription factor PHYTOCHROME INTERACTING FACTOR-LIKE 15-like. Gene Ontology annotation, biological process: regulation of DNA-templated transcription. Bases 1044 to 3260 code for a protein of 738 amino acids. NCBI's taxonomy places the organism in Eukaryota, Viridiplantae, Streptophyta, Magnoliopsida, Nymphaeales, Nymphaeaceae. The record is from RefSeq and is a predicted model, not a curated record. The transcript has 8 exons. Gene Ontology annotation, molecular function: DNA-binding transcription factor activity; protein dimerization activity.
AGACGGGUAUAUGUCUGCCCUUCUUCUCGCCGCUAACCGUUUGCCGUAUUCCACGAGCACAGGUUGCAUUUUUCAUCAACGCCGUUCCCUAUUUGGGUUUCGUCAGAUACGUCUUUUAACUUGUCUCCUUCAUUUUUUUAUAAUGUGAGUAUAUAUAUAGAGAGACAGAGGGUUCAUUGAGGUGUUUGAUAUAGUAAGCAAUCCCCUCCCCGCAUGGAUGUCUGACGGGAAAUAGUUUAUUUCUCUUAUCCUUCUUCUUCUUCUACUUCUUUUAUCCUUUUCCCUUCUUCUCCUUCUUAAGCGGAGAUCGUAGCCAGAUUCGGGUCCUCCGGGAUUCAGUUUCGGUGGUUGAAGGAGGACGAUUUCUACUAUCUGGGCGCCUGAAUAAAAACCAAGAAGUUUCCUACUCUGAGCUGCAAGAGAGAGAAAGAAGGCGCCAUCCCCAGUUUUUCCUUGUUUUGUUUCACCGACUCUGUUUUUUGUCAUUUCUCUUGGUUUUCGACUUCCUCCGGGAGGUUAAUUGGCGUUUGAAGUCGGCCUUUUGUUUGUUCUUGAAGACAGAUAAAGUGUGUAUAGUUGAUGAUUGUAGGGUUUUGAUUUUGUCGAUAUUUUUUUUGGUCCAGUGGGUAGGUUUAGUCUAGGGAAUUUUUAAUUGCGACUUCUUCUUCUUUUUCCCCUAGAAGAAGUAAAAGGGCUUGUUUCAUAUUAUCAUGAAUCGGAGAUAAACGCAGACGGAGAAGGGGUCAAAAGGAGAAGGAUUUCGAGUGAGGUUUCUUCGAAUUUUGGUUUCUUUAACAACAAAUGAAAGGGAAAUUUUGACUGGAGUGGAUGCCUGUAGUUCUUACCCCUCGUCUCUUUUUUCCUUUUGUGGAUAUAAUUCUUGAAUGAUUUGGUGUCGUCCUAUGAGGAUUGUGGGAAGUGGGUUUUGCAGCAUGGGUAGGGGGAGGUGCAGUAAUAGUUAGAAUUUAAUUAAUAUUUUAGUUGGAGGCGCACACCCAUUUCUUUAAUGACGGUGUAGCAGUGCACUUCUUGGUUGAGUACUCAUGUCUAACUCUGAGUUCCAUCAAAUGGCAAAGGGGAAAUGGGAGCCGUCUAAACCAAAGAUGGCAGCAAAUUGCUCUGCAGAUCUGGCUUUUGUGCCUGACAAUGAGUUCGUUGAGCUGCUGUGGGAAAAUGGGCAGAUUGUAAUGCAGGGGCAAAAUAAUAGAAACAAAAAAGUCUCCGUCUCUGCUGGUUUUGCUUCCAAUCCCACCAGCAAUGGAGACGAUGCAGUUCUUCCUAUCCCAGCCAAAGGCGCAAAGUUUGGAACAGCAGAGGCUGUCGCUCAGGAUUUCUCCUCCAGUGCCACUGCGACGGUUGGUCUAGUUCAAGAUGAUGAAUUGGUACCAUGGUUGAAUUACCCAUUUGAUUACUCUCUGGAGAAGGAAUACUCUUCAGAUUUUUUCUCCGAGUUAUCGGGAAUGAACCGGAACUCUAUGCCUGCUCCUAGCAAUGCCUCUUGCUUAGAGAAAGCUGCUAACUUGGGCAAUUCUCAGAUGGUAUCUGCGCAAAAUGGUGAAAAUCUGGAGCAGGGGAACUCAUAUAAGGAGUCUGUGUUGGAGUCGGAUCUUAAUACCUCUGGCCGUGCUCCCGCUAGAGUUAGAGGUGGUCAAUGCUUUCAAUCUUCACAGUUUCAAGGUUCAGCUCUUGGAGUUAAGGGAAAGCUUGUAGAUUUUGGUGGUAGUGAUGUUUCCCAUGCAGCUCCUUGUGAGAAUUCUACACCCUCACCGGCUUCGGUGGUCACAGCGCAGACCAUGAAGACUGCUUCCUUGCCGGUGAAGCUGUCUAGGCCUACUAACAAUGCUAGUGUGAUGAACUUUUCUCAUUUCUCCAGGCCCGCGGUUCUUGUUAAAAGCAAUCUUCAGUCUGUAGGGACCGGUGCAGGUCCUUCGAUGGCCGAUCCUUUUAGAAGCACCAACAAAGCAUCCACUACUGAAACCAAUCCUAUCGAAUCUUCAGUAGUUGAUUCAACUAGUGGUUCGAGACAGAUUGGUGGAUGUAAGAAAGUGCUCAAUUUUCAAGGUCGACCACCUGGUUUGCUCUCCAAGACAGAAAUCAAGUUACCUGCCGAGCUCCCUUUUCAGGAACUAGCACGUCACAACCAUGAAGAUGCUCUAUGUCGAGAGGAUGGCUCAAUCUGUAGGAACAGGUCUCCGGAUCAAACUGUUUCACAGAGCCCCAGUUUUGCAGCUAGCACAGAAUUAGGAAGAUCAGAUAGUGGGAAGGCAUUCGAGCCAGUAGUUGCAUCUUCUUCCGUUUGUUCAGGGAGCAGUGCAGGGAGAUCUACGAAAGACAGCAAACGCGGGUCUAAGAGAAAAUCCACUGAACUUGAAGAGUCUGGAUAUCGCAGCGAGGAUGUCGAGGAAGAGUCUAUAGAUGUGAGAAAAGCAACCACCUCAAAGAGCACGAGCGCCAAGCGAAGCCGUGCAGCAGAAGUGCACAACUUAUCAGAAAGGAGACGACGAGAUAGGAUCAAUGAGAAGAUGCGUGCAUUGCAAGAGCUUAUCCCAAAUUGUAAUAAGGCAGACAAGGCCUCGAUGCUGGAUGAGGCCAUUGAAUACCUUAAGACCCUUCAAUUGCAAGUCCAAAUUCUCCUUCUGCUUCAGAUUAUGUCGAUGGGCAGUGGAAUGUGCAUGCCUCCGAUGAUGGUGCCUGCUGGGAUGCGGCAUAUGCAUGCGCGUCAUAUGGCUCAUUUCCCUCCAGUUGGUGUAGGGAUGGGAAUGGGAAUGGGGAUGGGUAUGGGCAUGGGCUUUGGCAUGGGAAUGCUUGACAUGGGUUGUUCAUCUGCUUGCCCCAUGAUUCCAAUGCCUCAAAUGCAUGGUCCGCAGCUUCCUUGCUCCUCUCUUUCUGGUUCUGCUAGUUUGGCUGGCAUGCCUGGGUCAAAUGUUCCAAUGUUUGGAAUUCCAGGCCAAGGGCUUCCCAUGACAAUGCCUCGUGGUCCGCUUUCGCCAUAUUCGGGGUUUUCACUAAAAAUGGCCUCCGCACCUGAAACUUCGGCUACUGUUACCGCAGUGCCUGGUUCUGGAUCAGCUCUUCCAUCAACUCAGAAAGACCAACUUCAGAACGCAAGUUCAGCGUCAGUACAUGGUAGCAGCCCCCAGCAAACCCAGAGAACACAGGGUGCGAAAGGAUGCUUUUCCCAGUCUGCCGCGAUUUCCACAACUCAUCAAGCUGGAUCUAGUAGCGGCAAUACAGCCCCCCAUACUACUAAAACAGAUUGAGUUCCAACUAAUGCCGCUUGUUGCGACUGAUAUACGACUUUGUGAGAGCUGAGGAACGGAAACAGUGAUCAUGGUGGGCCGGUUGUUGUCUGCAUAUUCUAUUCAUUUUAUUCAUGCUUGGCUAGGAAGCUUUCUGAUAGUAAGUGAAGGAGGGUCAUUCAAGAAAUGAUUUGGCAUAGGAGCUAGGCAAUAACAAGUGUCAUUGAGCAUGUAGAAGUACUAACAAAACAAAGUUUUGCACCUUGGAGAGGUGUGGCACUACGUGCUGUUGUACAUUUUGUUGCGGGAUCCAUAAAAGAUGGCUAUUUUAGAUUGUCAAAGUUUUUGAUGUACCAGCUGCUGUAUGUAAAUAGAAAAUGGUGUAGGCUGCACAUAUCCAGCUUCUUGAAA